AUGUAAGUACUACGAACAGCUGAUUUUUUUGGAGUCCCCUUCAUUCAACAAAUUGAUCCAAAACAAUCAAUUUAUAAAAGUGCUUUUGGAGGAUUAGUUACCUUACUUAUUUGUUCUGCAAGUCUAGCAUACGCUAUUUGGGUGCUUUACUUAUGGCAAAACAAUUAAUUAAGCCCAAAGAUUUCUAAUUCUAUUUAUGUGUCUGAUUUUUCUUUGUUGGAUUUGGAAUAUGAUGUUAUAAAAUUGUAUUAUUGGAAAUUUGGAGAAAAUUAGAUAGACCCUUUUGAAUCAAAAAUAUUAUUGCCAUUAGUUAUGUAUACAACUAAUUUUAGUUUUACUGAGCUUUAACUUAUAUAAAUGUCAAAUGAAACUUCUGUUGAUGGAUCAAGUAAAUAUAUCAUUCCAAAAAUGAGUUUGGCAUUUUAGUAAAUAAAUGGAGAACUAUAUACAACAUCAGAAAUGUAUAUAGAAAUAGUUUUAUGUUAAGAGAUAUAUCUAUAGCCAAAUGAAAAAUGUGCUUCUUAAGAGUUAAUAGAUGAGUUUUUUAAGCAACCUUUAAAUACUGUUGUCAUGCAAGUACACUAUAAAUCUUUAGAUUCCAGAGAUGGAUCAGAAUAGACAAGUUUAUAAGAGUUUUAUGUUUAGAUUGAAAUGAAAAACUGUUAUACUUUAAAUACAUUUCUAUCAAGUAAUUUAUAUGAAGUUCAAGACUCCUUUUUAUUUGGGAUGCCUAAAUAUUUUGAAUAUAUUAUAGGAUCUUCAAUACAAACUUAAACUAACUCAUUCGAGUAUUGUAAAUAAACAUAUGAAAAUGAUGUUUUAGGAUUAAUAUAUAUAAUGAUGAAAGGAAAUCAAACUAAAACUAUUUUUUAAUAUCCACAUGCUGGAGAUCUCUUAGCUAAUAUUGGUUCUAUUGUAUCAGUUCUAUUUAUGAUAAAACAUGUAAUUAUAGUACUUAAUGAAUAUUAUCUUAAAUAAAAAGUACUAAACGAAGUGAUAUCCUUUUAUUAUCCAGAAUUUAAGAGUAUUAUGAUUAAUAAAAAUUGGAAAUAAAAAAUAACAAAGGUAACUUUGAACAAAAAGAAUUUAGAUGUAAAGGAGUACAAAUAAUUUUAUAAAAAAGUAAAGAAUUAAAUGGAAGUUAAACUAAGUUAUUUAAAUAUGUUAUAUGAAAUAUCAAGAAUUUAUUUCAUAAUUAGAUCAUAUAAUAAUAGGUAAGAACUAAAAAAAUCUCAUUCAGUAGGGAUAAAACUGUCAUUAGCAUCAACAAAUGAAAAUUUUCUUGAUUCAGGGCCAAAUUCUAAUCUUUCUAAUCGAUUAGGAAUGAAUCUUCUUGUUUUGAAUGAUGAAGACUCAAAUUUAUUAUCACUUUCAAUGAGGAAAUAAAUACCUAUAUUAGAUUAGCUAUAAUAGGAGAUUUGUUCUGAAGAUAAUUUUUUUGAGAUAAACAAAAUAAAAUGA
Molecule: messenger RNA, 1461 nt
Organism: Paramecium pentaurelia
Lineage: Eukaryota; Ciliophora; Oligohymenophorea; Peniculida; Parameciidae
Source: the annotation of a GenBank genome assembly